Molecule: messenger RNA, 2915 nt
Organism: Neltuma alba
Lineage: Eukaryota; Viridiplantae; Streptophyta; Magnoliopsida; Fabales; Fabaceae
Product: subtilisin-like protease SBT1.7
Exons: 1
Coding region: 63-2354 (763 amino acids)
Biological process (GO): proteolysis
Molecular function (GO): serine-type endopeptidase activity
Source: RefSeq, a predicted model, not a curated record
UUCGAGACCUUAGUCUCACAGGCUCUCGCUCCAAACUUUGCAGGGCGGAGAAAGCAGCGGCCAUGGAGACGUUUCACAAAUAUCUUGUUCCAACGUUCUUAGCUCUGAGUCUCUUAGCUGUGUCCAUGGCGGCAACGGAGAAGAAGAAUGAGGUCCAGAAGAGUACUUAUAUAGUUCAUAUGGCGAAAUCUGAGAUGCCAGAAACUUUCGAGCACCAUUCAGUCUGGUACGAGUCGUCUCUCAAAUCAGUAUCGGACUCAGCUGAAAUGCUUUAUACCUAUGAUACUGCGAUCCAUGGAUUUUCCACAAGAUUGACUGAAGAAGAAGCUCGAUCACUUGAAAGCCAAUCUGGAAUCCUCGCUGUGCUGCCAGAGAUGAGGUACGAGCUACACACCACUCGGACCCCUGAGUUUCUCGGACUCGACAAAGAAGCCGAGUUCUUUCCUGAAUCAAACGCCCCCGGUGAGGUGAUUAUUGGAGUUUUAGAUACCGGAGUCUGGCCGGAGAGCAAGAGCUUCGAUGAUGCUGGACUCGGACCCAUCCCCAGUACCUGGAAAGGCGAGUGUGAAACAGGUACAAAUUUCACUGCCUCAAGCUGUAACAGGAAGUUGAUUGGAGCAAGGUAUUUCUCAAAGGGCUACGAGGCUACCUUGGGUCCAAUCGAUGAAACAAGGGAGUCGAAAUCGCCGCGAGACGAUGACGGCCACGGGACUCAUACUGCGAGCACAGCGGCUGGAUCAGUAGUUCAAAACGCAAGCCUCUUCGGGUACGCAGCUGGGACGGCGCGUGGGAUGGCCACGCGCGCCAGAGUUGCAGCCUAUAAAGUUUGCUGGAUGGGAGGCUGCUUCAGUUCUGAUAUAUUGGCCGCCAUCGACAAGGCCGUCUCUGACAACGUCAAUGUGCUUUCCUUGUCGCUCGGAGGUGGGAUGUCGGAUUAUUACAGAGACAGUGUGGCGAUGGGAUCUUUCGCAGCAAUGGAGAAAGGGAUUUUAGUUUCUUGCUCCGCUGGGAACGCAGGUCCCAAUGAGUACAGUCUCUCUAACGUAGCACCAUGGAUAACUACCGUAGGUGCUGGCACACUGGAUCGAGAUUUUCCUGCUUAUGUUAGCCUUGGCAAUGGUAAAAAAUUUUCAGGUGUGUCUCUUUACAGAGGCAAUACUCUGCCAAAUUCUCCGCUUCCCAUUGUGUAUGCCGGAAAUGCCAGCCAUGCCUCAAAUGCUAAUUUGUGUAUGAUGGGAACGUUAAAGCAAGAAGAUGUUGCCGGAAAGAUAGUGUUGUGCGAACGUGGAGUUAGUGCGAGGGUGCAAAAAGGAUCUGUAGUGAAAGCCGCCGGCGGUUUAGGUAUGGUUUUGGCGAACACCGCCUCUAACGGUGAAGAACUGGUGGCCGAUGCCCAUCUUUUGCCAGCCACGGCGGUGGGUGCGAGGGCCGGCGAAGCCAUCAAGAACUAUGUUAUGUCUGAUCCGAAACCGACGGUGAGGAUUGUAUUCGAGGGAACCAAAGUUGGGAUCCAGCCGUCACCAGUUGUCGCGGCUUUUAGCUCCCGGGGUCCCAACACCAUUACUCCGGAGAUACUAAAGCCUGACUUUAUCGCGCCAGGUGUCAACAUCUUAGCUGGAUGGUCAAAAGCAGUAGGCCCCACUGGAUUAGCCUCUGAUGACAGGCACGUGGAUUUCAACAUCAUAUCUGGCACCUCCAUGUCCUGCCCUCACGUAAGCGGCUUAGCGGCUUUGAUCAAAGCGGCUCACCCAGAAUGGAGCCCAGCCAUGAUUCGAUCGGCGCUCAUGACCACAGCGUACACCACUUACAAAGAUGGCCAGACGUUGAAAGACAGCUCAACGGGAAAACCCUCCACACCGUUCGAUCACGGGUCAGGACACGUAGACCCCGUAGCAGCCAUUAAUCCCGGGCUCGUCUACGAUCUAACAGUAGCCGAUUACCUAGACUUCCUCUGUGCCCUGAAUUACACCACCGCACAAGUAACCAGCUUGGCGAGGAGAAAAUUCUCGUGCGACGCAAGCAAACGAUACAGUGUGACCGCACUUAAUUACCCUUCAUUCGCGGUGGUCUUUCAAUCAGUGAGUGGGACCGGCGUAGUUAAACACACGCGGACUCUUACUAACGUGGGGACCGCAGGAACAUACAAGGUGUCGGCAACGUCAGAUACCCCAAACGUUAAAAUCUCAGUGGAACCGGAGGUGUUGGAUUUCAAGGAAAAGGAGAAAAAAUCAUAUACGGUUACGUUCACGUCAUCGGGUGCGACACCACGGACUCAGUACGGGUUUGGUCGCUUAUCGUGGUCUGAUGGAAAGCACGUUGUGGGAAGCCCAAUCUCAUUUAGCUGGGGAAGUUAGGAAGCUCCGAAUUCGGAUUCUAUGUUUUAAUUCUAAGCGCUCCAUAGAAGGGUGAUCAAAGGUUCAUCACUCACUCGAAGAGGGGUGUGUUUGAUUGGCUAGCUCGUUAUAUUUGAAUCUAGGAAAAACGAAAUGUUUAAGGUUAUGUGGUUGAUGAAACAAAACAAGAGCUGGGAAUUAUGUUGUGUUUGUUCCUGGGAGAAAUUUUCUUCCAGCGUACAGCCUUGGAUGGAUAUAUUCAAUUUGCUGCUGGCUCGUUAAUUAUGAUAUUUUAGCCCAUUUUUAUUCAAGCUGUUGUUUUCAGAAAUAAAUUGUGUGUCAGAGUCCAAAGCUCAGCGAAUGAAGAAAUGGAGUUGGUUGAUGACUUGAUGCUGAAAGCGAAAAGACAGAGAAAAUGUGUGGGGAUGAGAGCAUGUGGUGACUCAAGAUGUUUCCCAAUUUUCUUUCAAUGUUCCCUCUUAUUUUGAACAAGUCCAUCAAUAUCCUAGUUUCCAGCUUGCUUCAUUAUUGCAUUUGUGAAUUUAGAAGGGCAGGCUGCCCCGAACUGUCACAUGGGAUUAA